GUUCAGCGAAUCAGUGACGCACGAGCGAACGCCCCAGGUCCUCCCUUGUGUUUCUCACAUGAUCUCAGAAGCCGGGACCGGAGGAGAGGCGCCGUUAUGCGCUGAUGGAGCAUUGCAUCGAGAUGGUUGAACGACGCAGAAGCUCGACUGUGUUCUUCGUCUAUAUCGUGGGCAUUUGUGUAACACUCAUCGGUCGGAUCAAUGGACAAACAGACAAGGUCCUGUGGACGCAAGAGAAGUUAUCCCACAAGCCCAGCACCCUGACCACUGAUGACAUCACCCGUGUGCUGUCCCAGACGGACCUGGAGCGCAUGUGGCAGACGGACCUGAAGCCCAUGCUGGUGACCCGUUACCCGAGCUCCGCUGGGAGUCUGUCCGUGCAGCAGCACAUCCGGAGCAUGCUGGGGGCCCUAAAGGCAGGCUGGGAGGUGGAGGAGGACCGCUUCCAGUCCCACACCCCCUACGGCCCGCUGACCUUCACCAACAUCGUCGCCACCCUCAACCCCUCGGCCAAGCGCCGCCUGGUGCUGGCCUGCCACUACGACUCCAAGUACUACCCGCCGCAGUGGCACGGGCGGGAGUUCGUCGCCGCCACCGACUCGGCUGUGCCCUGCGCCAUGAUGCUGGAGCUGGCGCGCACCCUGGACCAGGAACUCAAGACCCUCAAGGGCUCUGAGCCAGACCUGACGCUGCAGCUGCUGUUUUUCGACGGAGAGGAGGCACUGUUCCAGUGGAGCUCCACGGACUCUCUGUACGGCUCCCGCCACCUGGCGCAGAAGAUGGAGAACACCCCGCACCCGCCUGGUGCCACCGACACCAACCAGCUGCACGGCAUUGAUCUGUUUGUUCUGCUGGAUCUGAUUGGUGCCCCCACACCACGAUUUGGCAACCACUUCUCCAACACAGCCACUUGGCUGAGCAGGCUGCAGAACAUUGAGCGCCGACUGCACACCAUGGGCCAGCUGGAGGAGCACCCAAAUGAGGUGCAGUACUUCUGGCCCAACCUGCCGGUUCAUCCAGUGGUGGACGACCACAAGCCUUUCCUGAACAGGGGGGUUCGAAUUCUCCACCUCAUCCCCACGCCUUUCCCCUCGGUCUGGCACACCUUCGACGACAACGAGCAGAACCUGGACCGGACAUCCAUCCAGAACCUCAACAAGAUCAUGCAGGUGUUUGUGCUGGAGUACUUGGGGAAGUGACUCCGCCGUUGAAACAGGGUCAAGGGCCUUGGAGUACUGCCAAGGACCUCGUCGGGCCAUUUCCUCCUGAAGCCCCAACCUUCUUGUUGACUGUACUUAUUUAUAACACGCUGCCUUUUCCUCCUGCAUUCCUCCUGUACAGCAUCGGUUUGGCCACCAUUUUGUCGUGGAAGUCAGGGAGAUCACUAAUCCAUUUGGUCUGUAGUCAGAGGUCUAAGGUUCCCAUACUGUUUCUACUCAAGUCCCCCUAAAAUUAUUACCCAGAGGCUGUGGAUCCCCCUCUAAAAUAACAUUGGUAACGUUUAUCACCUUCACUCAAUGCCCACCAUAGGGCAUUGAGUGAACGCAGUGGCUAUUUAGCACACUAGCAUUAGGAAUCAUGUCCAAAUUGUCAUGACAUUACACCAUGCCUCUAUAUGAGACUGGUAGCUAUUUAGCCCAAGAAAAAUAUUUUGUCAAUGAAAUUAUCAAUAUUGUUUUCCCAUGAAAGACCCCAUUUUGCAAUCAUAUUUACUUUCAUUUAAAAUGAGCAUUUAUUUGUUCUGAAAGAUAAGUCUGUUUCUCUCCCAUAUGGCAUACAUUUAAUAAGACUUAAGGUCUACCAUGUGGAACUGUGGUGUUACCGUAGUUGCAUUGACAUGUUGAAGUGAAUGUGUGUAAUAGUUGACUAAACAUAGGUGCCACAUAGAAACCAAACGGUAUGCCCAACUGCAAAGAAGAGUUCUCUAAGGGACUGUUUUGUUAAAGCGUCGCACUGAUGCUCAUGGUACUCAUGCGUUGUACACAAUGUCAGACAAGAAGAUUUAGUGAAAAUAGCAAUAAAAUAGGAGUUUAGCAUAGCCCUCUUUUUGAACUGUGUUAAAUAAUUGAUUUUGUCCUGGUCUCAACCAAAUCCAAAUCUGUAUUGUAAUUAUGUUUAACAUGCGGUUUCAGGACAGAGAAAAACCUGUAACUGGUGGGUAAAGGUAAUUUUGCAUUCCAAUUACUAGUGUCAAUGGUGAGUUGCCUGCAUUGCGGAUUGUAACCUCUGUAUUUAUGUGAAGAGAACUGUAUUAAAUGUGAUUCUUCCUGUGAUCUUUCACUACUUGCCUCUGUACUGUCUGUGACUUUUACAGAAAUACCUGUUCUACAGUUGUAGCCUUAAUAAUAACUUUUGAGCCCUUUUGAGAUUGGGCCUUUUACUCUUUGCGUGUACUCCUGUGCCAAUGUUUUGUGUGCCAAACGUUUGGUGAACGAGGAAAUGAAGAAAGAAAGAUUAAAACGAAAACAAUUAGCGGC
Molecule: messenger RNA, 2477 nt
Organism: Anguilla anguilla (European eel)
Lineage: Eukaryota; Metazoa; Chordata; Actinopteri; Anguilliformes; Anguillidae
Gene: qpct
Product: glutaminyl-peptide cyclotransferase
Exons: 7
Coding region: 105-1199 (364 amino acids)
Molecular function (GO): zinc ion binding; glutaminyl-peptide cyclotransferase activity
Source: RefSeq, a predicted model, not a curated record